AUGGAUAAAGUAAAUACAAAGUGGUGGACAUUUGCUAGAUGGAGUGAUGAAUAUGAAAAUGGAGUUGAUAAGUAUAUAGAAAAGACUUUUGCAUCCAGCUCACAAGGAGAUCAAAUUUGUUGUCCAUGUGAAAUUUGUCACUAUCGUUAUUGGCAUAAUAGGAAUGUUAUUAAAGAGCAUAUGAUUUGCAACGGUUUUGUCCCUAGAUCAGACAUAUUGUUAGAUGUAAGGGAGGACAUCGAAAGAAAAGAUGUAGUAGUUGAUUCUGAUGUACCCCAAUACAUAAAUGAUGUGAAUGAUGACAUAGAAGGUUUGUUAAGUGAUACCUUCAAAGAGGGGCCAAAUGAAGAUGCAAAGAAGUUUUUUAAACUUAUUGAAGAAGGGCAACAAGAAUUGUAUCCAGGUUGUAAGAAAAUGACAAAACUUGCCUUUACAAUUCGACUAUCAAUUUUCAAGUGUGAUUAUAAGGUUAGCAAUGUUGCAGUUGGUGCUUUAUUAGCGUUUCUUAAGGAUAUAUUGCCUGAUGAUGCAAAGCUACCUUCUUCUUUUAAUGAUGCAAAAAAUACUUUAAAAGUAUUGGGCUUGGAUUAUGAGAAGAUAGAUGCAUGCCCUAAUGAUUGCAUGUUGUAUUGGGAGGAAAAUAAAAAUGCAGCGAGUUGCCAUGUUUGUAAGACUUCAAGAUGGAAAUCAAAUGACGAGGAUCAGGUAAAUGAAAAGGCCCAUAAAAUACCUGCCAAAAUUCUAAGAUAUUUUCCCAUCAAGAAAAGGUUGCAAAGGCUAUUUAUGUGCCAAGAGACAGCAAGGUACAUGACAUGGCACGCAAAUGGACGUGAAACUGAUGGACUUUUACAACAUCCUGCUGAUGGUCAAGCAUGGAAGGACUUUGAUAAGUUGUAUCCAAAGUUUUCUGAAGAUCCACGUAAUGUUAGGCUAUGUAUGGCUACUGAUGGAUUUAACCCAUUUCACACGAUGAGCAUCGUACAUAGUACCUGGCCAGUUAUCUUGGUAAAUUAUAACUUACCUCCCUGGCUGGUUACAAAUCACGAGUUUUUAAUGUUAACAUUACUUAUUCCUGGCCCUUCAUCCCCGGGCAAUGAUAUUGAUAUCUAUCUACAACCGCUAAUCAAAGAUCUAAAAGAGCUAUGGGAGGUUGGGCUAGAAACAUAUGAUGCUUCAACUGAUAAGAGGUUUAUGAUGCAUGCAGCUUUAUUGUCUACGAUCAGUGAUUUUCUAGCUUAUGCAAUGUUGUUUGGUUGGAGCACAAAGGGGAAAAGGCGCCAUGAUAAGAGAACUUUUGGAGAAAUUGAGGAGAGAACUGAACCUUUUAGAUUGAAAGGUACUGAAAUUGAAGAUUUACUACAAGAUUUUCCCAAUGACUUUGGAAAGACGAACAAAAAAAAGCACAAUGAUGAUGUUCCAUGGAGAAAGUUGUCAAUUUUGUUUAGCCUUCCUUAUUGGAAGCAUUUUACAAAUCGACAUAAUCUUGACGUGAUGCACAUAGAAAAAAAAAAAUUUGAUAAUAUCAUUGGAACAUUGUUAGAUAUAUCUAAGAAAACCAAGGACAAUGUGUGUGCUCGUCGUGAUCUGAAAUUUCUUAAAAUUUUGCCAGAACUUCAGCCUAUUGAAAUAGAUGACCUUCGUGAAGAGAUCCCAAGGUCACGCUUCUGGAUGACAUUAGAGAAGAAGCGCUUGUUUUGCCGAACCAUAAAGAAAGCAAAGUUGCCUCAAGGGUAUGCUUCUAAUAUUGCUCGUUGUGUGCAAGUUAAUGAGGGGAAGAUAACAGGAUAUAAGAGCCAUGAUGCUCAUUUUUGUAUGCAUUACUUGCUUCCAAUUGCAAUAAAGGCAACUUUACCUAAGGAAGUUGCAACUCCGCUGAUUAGACUUUGUCAGUUUUUUAAAGGCAUAUGGGGUAAAACCAUUGACCCAAAAGACCUUGACAAUCUUCAUUCUCAGAUAGUUGAAUCACUUUGUCAAUUAGAAAUGAUUUUUCCACCUGCUUUUUUCACUGUAAUGGUCCAUUUACCAGUUCAUUUGGUGGAAGAAAUCAGGCUUGGAGGUCCUAUUUGUAAUAGAUGCAUGUAUGCAAUUGAGAGGUUUCUUCAUGAGUUGAAGGAUGAUGUUCGGAACAAAGCUUGCCCUGAGGGCUCAAUGGCAGAAGCAUAUUGGGCUAAAGAGUGUCUUCGAUUUUGUGCUAGAUACAUAAAUCGACCAAAGACUCCUUCAACUAGUGGUAAGUCAAAAACCGCACAACCAUUCCUUCCUAAUAUUGGUCGACCGACUAGGGGGAAAGGAAAGCCCACAAAGAAGAAUCAAUAUGGAUUUAUGAUUGAUCACAUUACAUGGGACCAAGCCCAUCAAUACGUGUUAUUCAACUGUGAUUGCAAGGAAGUUGAGAGAUACAUCAGUGAACACAUGGCAAAUUUAAGCUCCCAUAGGAAACGAAAAUGGGAUAUUGUUCAGAAUCAUAGUAAGGAGUUUAUGGCUUGGUUUAAGGAGAAAGUUGCCUGCAUGAUUCAGCAAGGUGCUGUGGUACCAGACCAUUUGAAAUGGUUAUCAAAAGGUCCUUCUUAUGUGGCAAAAAGGUACACUGGGUACUCUGUGAAUGGAUUUCACUUUCACACUAUGAAGCGUGAUGCAAAUUCUAUAUCACAAAACCAUGGAGUCCAUACCAUAAUGGGAAGUGUUGCUUAUUAUGGUUCAAUAGAAGAUCAAAAUCCUAUAAUGGGAAGUGUUGCUUAUUAUGGUUCAAUAGAAGAUAUCAUUGAGCUAUCAUACCAUGGCCAAUUUAGCGUUGUCUUAUUUAGAUGUGUGUGGUUUUACUCAGAAAUGAAUGAUGAAUUUAUUUUGGUUAAUAAGAAUAGAACCAUUGGUGUGGGAGAACCAUUUAUUUUAGCAUCUCAGGCACGACAAGUUUUCUAUGUGGAAGACUUAACCAAGAAUGGUUGGUUUUAUGUUGUUCACAACCUUCCUACAGAACUCUCUGAUGGUAGGAUGUUAUGUUAUGUCUUGUUUUUUUUAAAAAAAAAUUAUUAUAUGCAAUGUUGA
Messenger RNA from Chenopodium quinoa (quinoa), 3045 nucleotides. RefSeq lists its product as uncharacterized. The transcript is spliced from 3 exons. Lineage: Eukaryota; Viridiplantae; Streptophyta; Magnoliopsida; Caryophyllales; Amaranthaceae. The record is from RefSeq and is a predicted model, not a curated record. The coding region runs from base 1 to 3045 and encodes 1014 amino acids.